Pocillopora meandrina is the source of this 8122-nucleotide messenger RNA. Lineage: Eukaryota; Metazoa; Cnidaria; Anthozoa; Scleractinia; Pocilloporidae. The record is from the annotation of a GenBank genome assembly.
GAACUUUUUUAUUUUCAAGGGCCGAAAUGACGUGAUAGCAAUUUUGCAAAAGAUUUUGCAAGAAACGCCUCGAAUUCUGUUGUUAUCGAGGUAGAAAAGAGCUCUUAAACUUUUGAGAAGCAUAAUAAUGUUGGAUCUCGAAGUCGUUCCGGAAAGAUCCUUGGGAAAUGAGCAGUGGGAGUUUAUACUUGGUAAUGUUAAUGUUUGCAAUGCAGUUUGUACAUCAUAAGCGCUUUCCCGCCUACCAUGAAAUUUAUUGCCUUUUAGCCUAUUCAUCUUAGAUUUAAAUCUUACCUUCUGAUGCUUUCGUAUUCAUUCUGAUCAUUUUAAGGAAUGCCUGUCGCACAAUGUGUGCAAAUCCUGAAGCGGCAAUGUCGUGUGAUCAAAUCGGUACAAGCUAUGUACAGUGAGGCGGUGAGUGUCUGGAUUGUGUUUGACUGUGUAACGCAUAAACUCUCUUUUCUUGCAUAUACUUGGUUUUAACGACGUUAUAAUUACAUGUGGGAUAAUCGUUCGUCGUGGCUGGACAGAGUAUCGACUUUUUGCCAUGACACUUUGAUUGUCAUUGAUAUGUACAUGUCUGGACAGGAUGAAACUUAAUUAUUGUUUUAAAUAUUUCGCUUCUUCUUCGUUGUGCAAUAGAACCCUCUGGCAAUGGAUCUGGUCUUAAACCUGCCCAAUGAUGGAGUUAGACUGGUCUUUGAUCCUGUUACACAGAGACUUAAGGUACAGACCAAUCAAUUAUAUACUUUUGAAAAUAAUAAUAAUUGCUUUCAAUUGAUGAUACCUUACUGGAAAAUUUAGCUUCUGAAUUGUACUAAUUUUAUUUAUUUAUUUAUUUAUUUAUAGAUAAUUGAAGUUUACAGUAUGAACAAGGUCAAGUUGAAAUACUGGUAAGAUUUGGUUUGCUUGUUUGUUUAUUUGUUGCUGGUUGUUGUUGUUGUUUACUAGUUGAUAAGUAUUGUUGUUGUAAAUAUAUCCUCAGGGGAUUAUUGUGUAUUUCUUUCUACUUUUUAUCAAAUUUCACAUUAUAUCAAGUCAGGUUAUGAUGGAUAAUACUCUUAAAGGCUGAAUUUUUUUUCCUUUUUUCAUUUCAGUGGAGUGCACUUCAACUCUCCUCAAGUUCAGCCAACAAUUGAACAGAUUGACAUGUCAUUUGGAGCAACACAUCCUGGAGGUUUGAAAAUUUCUCCUAUAACUUCUUUCACAUUUUAAAAGCAAUCUAGUGGAAGUGAAGUAACAGCUAAUGAGUAAUUACCAUAUUUAUUCGCCUAUAAGCCGAGCGAUUUUUCCAACAAAUUAAACUGAGAACAGGUAAAUUCUCGCCAAGGUAGGGGGUUCAGCUUAUAGCCGAGUAUUUUCGCCAAAAAAAAUUUACAGGUGCUUAACAAGAUUCGAAAUUUGACAACAUGAAAAACUGGCCAAUCAGAACCGGUCAUUCCCACAGUUUGUGUAAACAUUGCAACAUGAUCUGACAGAUAUCAGCUGAUCGAAGCUUUUCAUUGUUUUAAAGAAACAAAAGACUUACCUUGGCUCCUCUGCUCUGAAAACCAGUCCAGUAGUGUUUGACGACGCACCAUUGAUUCACUGAUUCCGUAAUCUCUAGCGAUCUAGAAUGAUCUAUGUUUAUUCAUAACCUACUUUUUGGUUGCAUGUUUCCCGAGAGGGAAGCUCCUUUUGUUUUCGGUUUAUGUUAAUUCAUCUCAGUUAACGACACGCGUGGAGUACUUUGCAAUUAUUAGGUCUCGGCUUAUAGCCGAAUGUUUUGUGUUUAUUUUUUAUUUCAAUGCAACAGCUGCUGACAUGAAAAAGUUUAGGGUCUCGGCUUAUAGCCGAGAUCGGCUUAUAGGCGAAUAAAUACGGUAUUCAAAGGCAGUUAAAUACAGCAUAUGAGCUGUCAUUGUUCAUGCUCAUAUCUGCUUAAUUACAAACCAAUUUUUGAUUGAUGGUAUGAGCUGUUUACAUCUCAUUUGGUUAACUUUUUGAUGCAAAAGAGUGACUUGUAUCUAAUUUCUUUUUACAAUAUCACCCCUGAAUCACAUUAAGGUUGCAAGAAUAAAGGAAAUGAUCUCUGACUAAAGAAGCUCGUGGUGGUUGAAUAAAUUCUCCCCAUCAGCAACUUAGGAAAUGUAGUAAUAAUGCUACAGACAGUAUGCAAACUGAUGUUAGGGUGUAAGGGUUUAAAAGGGAAUUUUUUUUUUCAGUCUAUGAUCCCACCCAUCAGCUGUUUAUUCUGAACUUCAGAGGUCUCUCUUUUUCUUUUCCAAUCGACUCAAAGUUUGAGGUAAGUGUUUCAGUCUGUCUGAAAUAACUGGUUAAAGACUGAUUUUGUGCAUUGUAUUUACUAAUUAGCCUUAAGUUUGUGAAUUUUCUAACAGAAAACAGAAUUUUGAUUCUGACCUGUAGGAUCAAAAUUUGUCUUUUAACCCUUUAACUCCCAAAAGUGAUAAACAUGUAACCUCUCCUUUAUAAAAGUGAUUAACAUGUAACCUUUUCCCAUAAUAUCCCAAUAUUGCAUUUCUUGUGUUCUGAUUGGCUCACUCAACUGUGGUUAUCAUCUCAUAUUCUAAGUCACCUUUUAUGGCAUUGCAACAUGUUGGAAGCUGAAAAUUUUUGCUGGAAAUGUUAAAAAAUUCAGGAAUUAAAGAAAUUUGAUGUCACAAUUACUCCAUUUGCACUUGUUGGAUAUGAGAUUGGUUAUAGCUAACUGGUAGCUACACAUCUCAUUGGCUACUCACCUUGUCAUAUCAAAUAUGCGCUCACUGAAUAUUUGUUAAUUAUCCAGCAAGCAGAGAAUGAGAAUACUCAUUUACUUGUCAGGUAGAAGUUGCUGUCUUUAUCUAACACCACACUCUCGUAACCUAUGUACAAGAAAAUGUCUAACAGCCAGAUGGGAGAAUUGAAAAUCAGAUCUUGGGGGAUAAAAGGAUCAGGAUGGUGUAUCGAUGUAUUUUCUUUAAAACAAUGACUGUCUGUUAGUAUAGACCAGCUGAAUUCAAUUACAGUUAUAGAACAUUUGUUUACAGUAGUGCCACACUAUUUUUAUCUCUCCACAGCCAUAUUACACUCAUGGAUUAGGCUCUCUCAAAUUCUCAUCUGGCUCAUCACCAGUUGUGUCACGCAUGUCAAUUUACCACGGAAACAACUUGACAGAUGCCAAGUAAGGAAGCAGUCAUGGUGUAUCUAUAAGUUUUUCAUUUAUUAAUUUUUUUUACAAGAGAGCCCAAAAGGUUUGCAGGAAUGAAAUAUGCAACAUACUGUUUUACUCUAUGAUCAUUGUUUUGCAGGGCACCACCCCUUCCCCUCCAAUGUUUUCAUGGCAACUGUUUUGCAGAGAGUGUUGAAAUCAUAAACCAGGAUGGUAAAGUCCUGGGUCUUAAAUGUUUCCUUGUGGCAGAAGGUAAGGCCAAAGACAACAGUAUCAGGAGGACUCAGUCAGCCCUCACUGUCUAGUUCCUAAAGGUUAAUAACCCUUUGCACCCUAACAUCAGUAUGUAUGGUGAUCAUCUUCCUUCUUCUUAUGACCUUGAUAUUUGAUCCAAUGGUGAUAUUUUAGGGAGAAAUUUGAUGCUAGUCACUCUUAAUGGUUAAAGGGUGAAGCUUCUAAAGACUCCCUUCUCCACCCCCCCCCCCCACCACCAUAACUGAACCCCCCUCUUUCCCCCCCCACCAUAACUAAACCCCAUUAAUAACCCCCAUUUGUAAUUGAUCAAAACAUAUAAAAAACCAUAACAUAAACGCCUGGGAGGCUGGCCAAAUGCCAAAACACAUUAAUAAACCAAAUAGGGACAAGAAUGGUUGAAGGAUUAGAUAAAAUUAACACAUAUUACAUUUGCCAACCCUAAAAGAUUUAGGGGUGGGUGAGGGAGAUCUAAAAAAUUUGACAUGCAUGAACUACUAUCAGUAACAUCCACCAUCCACUUAUCAACUGUUUCCUUUGUUUAAGGUCCUGGUCCUGGUAAGAUCUUAGAGCUACGGCGAAGAACCUUUGAAAGGAAUGUGAUGUUUGGAGAUUCAUGUCAGGUUAGAAUUUGGAGCUUUGGUUGUUUGACAUCACAAAUAAUUUUCUAAUGAUUGUGCUGAAUUUUAAACUGGAGGCUUAUCAUGGCUCAGUGAGUCAUCAUCCUGCAGCUGAUGCUUAAUUUAUGCCAAGGCUUGUUAUUGAGACCAUGACUUUUUGUUUUUUUAGGAUGUUUUAAGCUCACUUGGAUCUCCAUGCAAAGUGUUUUACAAAGCUGAAGAUAAGGUCAGUUGAUUUGAGAAAGUUGAGCACAAUACGAUUGAAGUGAAGAUGGAAAAGCCCUCUCCCCUCCCCCUCAACCCCCAUUCUUUUAAAAACUGGGUCCUGUCCUUGAAGCUGUGUAAACAGUCUCACUUUUAAAAAUUUAUUUUUCUAAAGCCAAUCUGCAGUUGUUAUCUUUUCCUUUUCUCUUUCUUCUUUUUCAGAUGCGGAUCCACUCUCCUUCUCCUCACAAGCUUGCCCAGUCCAAGAGUUCAGAUUACUUCUUUAAUUACUUCACUCUUGGAAUUGUAAGUAACACAACUUAAGAGUGCAAGAAUCAUUGUAUUUCAUUGCCUGGUUGCUGUGUGGUUUACAGAAGAAGCUCUCAGUUAAUCAUGAACUGUUCCUUUUUUCUUCAUUUAUCUGCUCUAGGACAUCUUGUUUGAUGCAUACAGCCAUCUGGUGAAGAAGUUUAUUCUGCACACUAAUUUUCCAGGACAUUACAACUUUAACAUGUAAGCACAUUGUCUGUGAAAAGUAACAAAUAACAUAGAGCUCUCGGCCCAGUUGUUCGAAGGCCCAUAAGCACCAAUCCAAAGUUAACCCUUUAACUCCCAAGAUCUGAUAGUCAAUUCUCCCCUCCAGCUUUUACAUAUUUCCUUUUAAAUUAGUUACAAGAAUUUGGUGUUAGAUCAAAACAACAACUUCUACUUGAUAUGUUUGAGUAUUCUUAUUACCUGUUGGCUGGACAAUGUAUGGAUAUUGUAGGGAGAAGUUGGAUCUUAAUCACUUCUAGGGGUUAAAGGGUGAAAUUUUAAUCUGGGUUUCUCUAUUCCUUUUGUUCAGCCAUUUUGUGACAAUUUUCUCUAUUCUUUUUAGAGCAUCCAAUAAUCAUAUUCUAGACAAAAAGAGUUAUACUGAAUUUUCUUUUAAAGCUUUCAGAUCUGAAAUCAGAUUUUACACUAAUCCUGGGUUAUCUUAACCCAGCUUUGAACAACCCUGCCCUAGAUAAGAAAGGAGACUUGCAUCCACAUACUUUCCACAAUUUCUUUGCUCUUUGAGUUUAGUUGCCUUAAGUUGUUAUUGCUUAUUGUGUUUGUUGGGUUUUUUUUUUUAACUUGAUAGAUGGUAAUUUUGUAGUGUUUCUUGUGUUUUUCACGGACUGUCCUUUUAUUUUCUUGAAUUCCGUUUGUUUUAUUGAAGGUAUCAACGAUGUGAAUUUAAGGUUGGAAUUCACAGGGAUUCCAAAGGUAACAUGAAUGCUUUCUAAGCUGGUAUUUAAUAUUUGACAUGUAAAAUUUGGUGAAAACCACUGCAACUCUGCUCGCACGCUAAAUCAUUCGCCCAUUACAGUGUCGUCAGAAGAAUCUUGUUAAUAACUCGUCAAAACCAUAAUAUUUGCAUCAAGUGCCAAUAAGUAUCUUCAGUGGAAGUCUUCGUUAAAAAUAAAUGUAAGAUGAAAAAGCGUUUUGAUGCUGUUUCAGAAGAAGAGAUAGACUUGGUUUUCUUUUUAACAAAGAUGUACCAGUGAACGCUCAGUCUACGGGUAUCCUACAUAAAAAACUCUUCUUUUUACGGUAAGAGGUUAGCAACUGUCUUAUUCCGCGCCUUGCUAGAAAUCAUUGGAGAGAUGAUAAACACUAUAACUCCUGUCUUGAACAUGAGACGUCCCGCGAAGCUUAUAGUCAGCCGCUGGUAACAAAGAUUGUUCCUAUUUGUUGCGAUGUAGCUUGUGCUUACUCUGUUGUUAUGUCUUGUUUAAUAUGGUGCUCUAAUUUGCAGAUUCUGAUCUCGAUGAUGGAACCCCUUUUGUAUUAACUCCGUGUACGAAGGUAAAUAUUGCUGCAUUUAUUAAAAUGUCGUAUCUUCUCUCGAAAAAUAGAGAAGCCGGAGGAAAGGAAAGCCGGCCAUUUUGCUCCAUGGUUCAUUGAGGGGGACAUUGGUAUUUUUGGUUUUGGCUAUUUUUUAGAUCGGUUUUUUCGGUUUUUGUGCCCAAAAACUUCGGUUUUUCGGUUUUGGUAUUCAUUGCGGUUUGCGAAUUUUCCACCUCUUUGGUUUUCGGUUUUCGCGAAAAAUACUAACGGGUUUUCGGAUUUGACAUCCGAUACGGUUUUUGGUUUUUCCUAUUUGACCUAUUUGGGUUCCGGUUUCUCUUCGAUCUGGGCGGCAAUUACGCGCCUCCAAUGAUCUAGAAUAGCCGCUAAACGCAAAUUUAGGUUUAGGAAUUAACGAAACUCUUGACUUCUCGUCUGUAAAAGCUUACAUAAUGCUGACCGUUGGGACUUUUUUAUCUUGACUGGUUAAGGAAAGGCGUCCGGUCUUGCAAAUUUCUGUUUCUAGCCAGUUGUUUCUUCCCGCCGUAUAUUUUUGGAUGGUAGUAUAAAAGUGGACUCAUGCAAGGCGAGUAAUGAAGGGAAAAUGUUUAAGUUUUCAUUGUUGUCUUUCCUUUUCAUCCAGUGGGACAGUGUACAGGAUUACCUGGGCAAACCAGUUGAGGCCCCUGUGGUACUCAAUCGGUAGGUUCAAAGUUCAAUUCGAUUGUAUUUGUAACUUUGUCACACGCCACAUUGCUUGUCAUGAUGUCGGUAUUGAUGUUAUUAUCAUCUUGUUUCUUUCGAAGAUCUUCUUCCACCAACACCACCAACCCGUUUGGUUCAACUUUCUGCUACAACCUGCAACACAUGAUUUUCGAGGUUUGUUAGCAAUAGUCUGACAAGGCGUUUAAUUCUUUAUAAUAUUCAGUACUAAGUCAACUGAUCCUUUCAAUCUAAGUGGCCCUCGGCGAUACGAAUUAUUCAUCAAUCGCACUGAAUUUUGUUCAAAAUCGCAUCUUUCCUUGUUAAGGAGAAUGGAGCAUUAACAUCAAAACAACCAAAAAGAGAUCACGCAUAUGACUUCAGACCAAUUUGCGCUCCACUCAGUUUCAAAAUCCCCUUUGUUUAUUAUAACCAUAGUUGACAGCUAAAAGGAAUCAGUGUUAAGAGUUAACUUAUAAUGCACGAAUUUUAAACUUCUUUUCACUUCUACACUACACGUGAAAUGAAAACUCGUUGGAGCACUGAAUAUUUUUGCUAAUGAAAGGAUAGGCCAUUCCAUUUUUAAAAUAAAAAUACAUUUGUAUGAAUACAGCAUUAUAGCUCCGGUGAUUUGGUUUUAAUGAUUUAUCGACAUGUGAAGAUCAAUUUUUAAUAAAAAUCUUUUUGGCAACGUAAUUGCAUUUCAAGUGAAUUUCGUUCCAGAAGCUCGCCUGGCAGCGACGACGAGGGCUCGGUAUAUCAUGAAAAUCUGUUCGCACUAAUUGAUCACAUAUAAUUUCGUUAACUAAUUUAGAUUGUAAGACUUGUUCAUUUGUUUUUAUUUUCUUUUGUUUUGUCUUUCAGGUGAUGGCCAACAACCAUUUAGCAUCAGUUACACUGUAUCCCCAUUGCAACAAGACAGACAAUCAUCUUAUAACAUAAACGUCCAUUGAAUUGGAGUGGUUAGGUGUGUGAUUACGUGACUCAGGCUGGCUGGAGAAACGUUGGACUAGAAUGUUCUUAGCGGAGACACAAAUGUCUCCUACCUUUGUUUGGGAAAGGGUUUUUGAUAUAUUGUUAGAGAGAGAAGCCGCGUUCAUUUUUUUCUUUUUUUUUUCUAAGAAAACCAUAAUUGGUUUCGAAGAAAAUUUUUGACGCUGGGAUAAACUUUGAGAAGUAAAAAGAGGGAAGUUUGAAACUUUCGUGUUACUGUAUUCGAUUGGUUACAUUACUUGUUUUGCAGUAGCUAAUUAUAUUAUGACUGUUAUUGCUUAACAUUUUCAAAAAUUAAAACUAAUUUAUAGCCUUCCAUUUUGUAAAUAAUGAUGUAAAUAAAACGAAAUGGGUUUAACUUGUGAAGUAACAAUGUAAUUUUAUCUAACGA